Ostrinia nubilalis (European corn borer) is the source of this 3169-nucleotide messenger RNA. Its product is annotated as mucin-5AC-like. Lineage: Eukaryota; Metazoa; Arthropoda; Insecta; Lepidoptera; Crambidae. The record is from RefSeq and is a predicted model, not a curated record. The transcript has a single exon. Bases 30 to 2258 code for a protein of 742 amino acids.
AUCAUCAUCAUCAUCUUCUUCCUACUAAUAUGAUGACAGAAUUUAAGGAUUUACCCCUGGAAGGCACCCACGGUGAAGAAUCUAGACCGCUCUUUCCCGCGUAUUCUGGAGACAAAGUAUGCCAAAAGUCAGAUUCAAAGGACCUUGCCAAACUCGUACAAAUACCGACCGCUUCACCGAGUGAUCUUCCGACCGCUUCACCGAGUGACCUAAAGACCGCUUCACCGAGUGACCUAAAGACCGCUUCACCGAGUGACCUAACGACCGCUUCACCGAGUGACUUACCGACCGCUUCACCGAGUGACCUAACGACCGCUUCACCGAGUGACUUACCGACCGCUUCACCGAGUGACUUACCGAACGCUUCACCAAGUGACUUACCGACCGCUUCACUGAGUGACUUAACGACCGCUUCUCCAAGUGACUUACCGACCGCUUCUCCAAGUGACUUACCGACCGCUUCACGGAGUGACUUACCGAACGCUUCACCAAGUGACUUACCGACCGCUUCACUGAGUGACUUAACGACCGCUUCACCGAGUGACCUAACGACCGCUUCACCGAGUGACUUACCGACCGCUUCACCGAGUGACACCGUAAUACCACUGCAACCGUGGACCGUUGUACUACAAAAACGCCCUAAAAAGGGUACAAAGCAAAAGGGCCGACCGGAACGCAGUCGCAACAGCCGCGCGAGACGGAAGGCCCGCAGAUUAGAGAAGCAAAUCGCAAUCGCAGCGGAAACGCAGCGCGAAUUGCCUUCCACCUCUAAGGUGUUGAAGGCACAAAGUGUCAUGAUACCACCACCACAUAUUCCCUCCAUUUCCAAGGUUGCUACUAUGGUACAAAGUGUCAUGAUUCCUUCACCAUAUAUGCCAUCCACUUCUAAGGUGUCGGCUCAGACACAAAGUCUCGUGAAACCACCAUCACCAGAGCAUAUCCCAUCCAGCUUCAAAGUACCACUACCGACCCCCAUCUCUAAAGUGUAUACUGAGGCACAAAGUAUCAUGAAAGCAUCACCAUCAUCAGAGCAUAUCCUGUCCACCACAAAAUUACCACCAGCAUCACCAGAGCAUAUGCCUUCGACUUCCAAGUUACCACCAUCACCACCACGACCCAAGCCCAUCUCUAAUGUGUCGACUGAGGCACAAAGUGUCAUGAUUCCUCCACCACCAGAGCAUAUCCCUUUCAGCUCCAAGUUAGCACCAACUACGCCUAUCUCUAAUGUGUCGACUGAGGCACAAAAUGUCAUUAUACCACCACCACCAGAGCAUGUGCCUUCCACCUCCAAAUUACCACCACCUAUGCCCAUUUCUAAGGUGUCGACUAAGGCACAAAGUGUCAUGAUACCUCCACCAACAGACCAUAUGCCUUCCACCUCCAAAUUACCACCACCACCGACCUUAUCUAGCCAGUCAAAGAGACAAACUCCGAGAGGGCAUCGCGGUCGGCGGACGGCUUUGGCGACCCCUGAAAAGCAACCUGGGAUUGUGCCUUCCAAAAAGCGCCCUCGACUUGAAACCAAGUCUCCCGAGGAAGCCAAACGCACGAAAACCACCGCGAAUCCUAAACGGACGGUGAUAGAUCAGAGUCAAUUGGAACUGCAAAUAGCAGUCACCACCGUCCCGCAAGAAUCGCUUUCUUCGAGCCAGGCAAGACAACUUCAGGAUGCCGUCGAAGAUAGCAUCUUGCAAGUAGUCCUGUCUCCGUCUCAGACCGUUCUAGCUCCAUCUUUCCGCGGGCGCCCCUAUCUCUUCCAAGGGGCCUUAGCGAUGUGGUGCGAGAAUGAUUACACUCGCGACUGGCUAGAAAACGCUUUGAAAUCCAUACCAUCUCCCAUCCCUGAUACCACUUUAGUAGUCGUGAAACUUUCAGACUUGAAGAGGAAGAUCAGAGCCGGUCUUCUUUUGCAUACCUUUAUCACCGACGCGGCGAUGAUUCAGAAAGUCCUUUGCUCCCAGAACCCUUGGUACCAGGUCGAUACCUGGCAAUGCUUGAGUAUGUCGGUGAAGGAAGGUGAUGGUCAUAGGCAUUUACCCCCCAAAUACAAGGAGGUAUAUAUGACCUUGGGGAUUCCUGAAGAGCAGAAACAGGCUAUAUUAGACAGAGGCCGGCGGGUGUCUCAUUUAUCGGGAGGCGGAUACAUCCGCUUCCUUGGCAAGGAAGAAGAGGCCACCAACACCAACAGAGAAGUGAAGAAUUCAACAGAAUCGUCCAUCUCAGCUCCCCAUCAGGGUCAGAGCAAGAUGGAGUAUUAAGGCUUGGUAUUUCUGCUAAAGUAGGUAUUUCGCGCUGUCAAAAUCUGCGCGCGCAAUACUUCGCCGAAGACAGCGCGCCAAAGAGCUCUCGCGGCUACACAGUAUAGAAAUACGCAGUUUAGAAAUACGCAGUUGGUUAGGUUAGGUUGACUUCCUUCCGUUCAAGCGUCACACUCACAGCACUUUGUAAUACAAAUCAUAUCCAAGUGAUACAAAUUAAAACAACUUUCAAAAUUUUUGGGAAUAUAUUUUAGAAUCGAAUAAAUAUAGAAUAUAACUGCCAAAGUAAACACGGUUCAAAGAGGCGUGGCGUCACCCGACCUUCCGGAAGUUCCGCGCCGGCUAAAAGAAUUUCAAGAUUACGUCACCCGACCUAUCGGUAGAUCCUCGGGAGCUUGAGCGAUUGGAAAAACAUUUUAUGAUCAGUUAUGUUACUCGUAGUAGCGAUUAUUUAGAGCUUGGAUAAUAAAUUAUAGUUGUUGCAAUUCACAAAGCUUUGCAUGUGGUUAAUUACAUUAAUCAGUACACGCAUCAAUUUUGUUCAGUCUUAUUGUUUAUUAAUAAAUAAAAAUAUCAUACUAAAAUUGCAUACAUAUUUGUUUGUAUUUGUCUGGGUGUUUUCUUUCCAUAAUUUAUGUAUAACGUAUGUACGGGGCUCUGUAUCGAAAAUCACUAUGAGCAAUAAGCAUCACACACGGUUACCUGGAGUGCAUUACCGCAGCAAAAAGCUUGCCAUCUUAAAUGAACGGUAUAAUAUCGAGGUUUCGUCAGUACAGUUGCGAACGAAGGUGUUUGUGUAGUGUAGUUGAGUUGAGAGGUCAGAUUAUUGAAAUAAUAAAACGAACAUUUUAUUUUUUAAAUACAUUUUAAAAAUAAUUUAGGUACAUUACAGAUAACAAUGAGAGGAUGAC